GGCCAAAGUGGACCUUCAGGAGGAAAGGCAGUACAGCCAAGGCCAGCUAAAGCUCUAUCUAAAAAACGGGACGAAGAUGUCUCCACUGAAGCAGGAGAGGGAGCAGAUGAAUGGGCGGCAGCAAAGACUCUAGUCAAACCCCCAGAUCAACUGGAGCUGACUGAAGCUGAAUUAAAAGAGGAAUUUACACGCAUCCUGACAGCUAAUAAUCCCCAUGCUCCCCAGAAUAUCGUCAGAUACAGCUUUAAAGAGCGAGCAUACAAGCCAAUAAGCUAUGUGGAUCAAAUGGCCAUUCACUUCUCUUUGAAUGGAAACAUGAUACUCAAAGAUUCAGAUGAAGGCAGACGGCAGAGUAUCAAAUUAAGCACUGCAGCAGAAAAGGCUCCUAUUGAGACUUCUGCAGUAACAUCUGAAGAGGCAGAGAUUAAAGAUGAAGAAAGCACAGGAGAUACUCAGGCUGCAGGAGAGGAAGAGGCAGAGGGGUCAGGCACAGCCGAAGUAGCUGAGGCAGCAGAGGCAGAAGAGCCUCAUCCCCCAAGGGUGAAGGAGCAGAAGCUAGCAAACCAGUUCAACUUCAUUGAGAGAGCUUCAAGGACGCUCAACAACCCUAUGCGGGAAAAAGCAUGUCAAUCAGAGCCUACACCUUGUAAAAAUUUCUCAGCCACUGCUAACCAGUGGGAGAUCUAUGAUGCCUAUGUGGAGGAGCUUCAAAAAAUGGAAAGGUCAAAAGAGAAAGAAAAAACAAAAGCUCAGACAGCAAAGAGAGAAGAGGAGAAGAAGGGAAGAAAGUUAACCUCUCUAGAGUUACAGAGUGAUGAUAUAACCAAGAUCUCAAAGGCUGCUAAAAUAAUGGAGCGGAUGGUGAAUCAGAACACAUUUGAUGACAUUGCACAAGAUUUUAAAUAUUUUGAGGAUGCCUCGGAUGAAUAUAGAGACCAGGAAGGAACCCUCCUUCCACUCUGGAAGUUCCAGUAUGACAAAACCAAGAGACUUGCAGUUACUGCCAUCUCCUGGAACCCAAAGUACAAGGACCUAUUUGCAGUGGGGUAUGGCUCUUAUGACUUCAUGAAGCAGGGCCAGGGCAUGCUCCUGCUCUACACCAUGAAGAACCCCUCCUUCCCAGAGUAUGUCUUCAGCAGUGAGAGUGGCAUCAUGUGCCUGGACUUCCAUAAUGACUACCCCUACCUCGUCGCAGUGGGCUUCUAUGAUGGCAAUGUGGCCAUCUACAACCUGAAGAAGGCAACCUCCCAGCCCAGCUACAAGAGUAGUGCUAAGUCAGGAAAGCACACAGAGCCAGUGUGGCAGGUCAAGUGGCAGAAGGAUGACAUGGACAACAAUUUGAACUUCUUCUCCGUCUCCUCAGAUGGGCGGAUUGUUUCAUGGACUUUAGUUAAG
This is a messenger RNA of Nipponia nippon (crested ibis), 1395 nucleotides long. NCBI's taxonomy places the organism in Eukaryota, Metazoa, Chordata, Aves, Pelecaniformes, Threskiornithidae. The record is from RefSeq and is a predicted model, not a curated record.